AUGAAGGAUAUCGCUAGCAAGGGAAAUCUAUUGCACAAGGACACCAUCUACAAGGAUGUGGUCAUUAUUGGCAAUGGACCGAGCGGUAUAUCACUGUCGUACAUGCUGGCCGGGCACUGGCCGUACUGGUCGCCGGAGAAGGCUCAGAAGCAUCCAGACGAGCUGCUGCGGGCACGGUUAAAUUAUUACGAUUCGAACAAGAGUUUGGUCGAGCAUGAUCUGUUCAGUUUGGCGGAUGGUUUGGAAGGACGCAGCACCAAUCCUGUUUCGUUGCUGCUCGACAGUUUGCAGCAUCCGUGUGCCGAUUUGGGUAUGGAUCUACCUUCCAUGGUCGAGUACCGGUACCACCCGGAAAAGGAGAUUGACCAUCUCGUACUGGGACGGGGACCACCGGGCGGUUCCUGGCAUCGAAUGGAUCCAAACCUGCGCACACUCUCGCUCGCCGCCUGGAUGUCCCUACCCGGUCUACCGUUCGCGGAAUGGGAAUCACGCCAUCCGCCGGUGGAGGCUGUUGACGAAUCUGCUCAACCGUUGAAACCGAUUGCGUCCGAGCCGGUGCCGUGUUGUGCCAGGUGUAAUGAGCUGGCAAAGCGCAUGAAGCGUAGCGGACAGAAAGUGCCCUUAAUCAAGUGUAGCAAAUGUUAUCGCAGCGGAACGCACACGGACGGUAACAAUAACAUGAGCAGUGCGGAAGGAAAUGGCAUUUCUGGGGAGCAGCAGCAGCACAGCGACGGCGGUGGCAAUGUGGUGGCCGUGCUAGACGAGCGCAGUGGCAAAGUGAACGUGAAGUUGCUCUACCCACCGCGCAGGAAUCUUUCGCUGAAGCGACAAGUUUCGAAGGAGGUCGAAACGCGUGCCCUAAUAUCUAGUGUCGCACAGUACUACGAAAGCUACGUGGCGGAAAUGGGUCUCGAGCGGUACUUUAUGAACGAAACGAUUGUGACCACGGUUGUGCCGCUGGAUGGGAAGUGUGAAGCGGCGCUGCCGGAACGUUUCCGGAUAGGCCGGUGGAUUGUGGCUGGCUUCAACCGAAUGACAAACAAACGCUUCACGAUCGUUUGCAAUAAUCUCGUGCUGGCGAAUGGUGCUUCCGAUCUUGCGAACCGAUUGGGCGUGAAAGGCGAAGGUUUGGAGAUGCCGUGGGUAAAGUACGAACUGCCACAUCUCGAACGUGCGCUGGAAAAGUACGACGAACAGGCUCGCACGCAGCUAAAACCGGUGUUGAUCGUCGGUGCAGGGCUUAGUGCGGCCGAUGCGGUCACCAUUUGCCGGUCGUCCGGCAUUCCUGUGGUUCAUGUGUACCGGAACCGGACGGCUGGAUUGGACAAGAUGCUGCCCGGAAACGUGUACCCCGAGUACCACGAGGUGCACAAGAUGAUGAAGGACUCGAACCGCAAGCAUGAGCUGUACACUCCGUUACCCGAGCACACGAUAGUGGACAUAGCCAUCGGAGGUGAUUCGCGGCGCGUGACCGUGCAACACCUGAAGACGGGUGAACGGCGUGAGCUAGACGUAUCGUACUGUGCAAUACUGAUCGGUUCCCGGCCCGAUCUACGCUUCAUCUCGUCGAUAACGGGUGCAAAAAGUACGAAUGGAUCCAGCACCGAAGCACCCAACCCACCGCCGGUGCUAAUCUCCUGCCCCGAUUCGGAAACGGACGACGAAACGGCCCUUAACCAUUGCUUUGGCCGACAACCGGUCCAACCGCUAACGAUGUGGAUGUUUACGGAGCAGCUGCUAUCCUCGUGUCUUGGCCGGAAGCUUUUCUGGUUGAAGAACAUGUGUGCCAAAUGCAAACACAUCAACCUCACCGAUAAACCCCGCCACAAGCAGCAACAUCUACAGUACAAUGUGCUAAAUGUGGCCCUCGGUGGCCACUGUCCGCACCAGCAGGAUGAGAAAACCGGCCUAAACCUGAGCGCUGCCUCCGGUAUGGGCCUCGGGGAAGAUCCAGCGAAACCAAUCGACUGCAAAAACAAUCCAAUCGACGUGGAUAAAUACACGAACGCGGUGUUGCGAACGUCACACGCCGGACUGUACGCGAUGGGACCACUGGUGGGGGAUAACUUUGUGCGCUUCAUACCCGGCGGUGCACUCAGUAUUACGGCCGCACUGCACAAGCGUACGGAAAACGAUUGA
Messenger RNA from Anopheles marshallii, 2139 nucleotides. Its product is annotated as oxidative stress-induced growth inhibitor 2-like. NCBI's taxonomy places the organism in Eukaryota, Metazoa, Arthropoda, Insecta, Diptera, Culicidae. Gene Ontology annotation, molecular function: oxidoreductase activity. The coding region runs from base 1 to 2139 and encodes 712 amino acids. The transcript is spliced from 5 exons. The record is from RefSeq and is a predicted model, not a curated record.